CGAACGUUACCCAUCCUCUAUACUCCAUUCCACUCGAAGCUCAGCAUCCCCAACCAUGGCGACGACGAUCGCCAUGGCCCUAACCCUUCCUCCUCCUCCCUCUCUCGAGCUCGCUCGAGACCUCCGAUGGCGCAACCCCCUCCGCAUCCACCCCCUUCGCCUUCGCCCGCUCCAAGCGUUGCGGCGGGGGGAGUCCUCUCCCCUUCCUCCGACGCUACGAGCCCUCGGCGGGAGCUCCGCCGCCGCUCCCUCCGAGGCGGUUGCUGAGGGUGAAGAAAAGGAGGAAGAGGAGACCUUCACGCUCCUCGCUUCCAUUACGAGUCGAUACAAUGAGAUCACGAUCGUGGAUAGCCCCAAAUCGAGGCUCUUACUCCUCGACAACAGCGGCAACAUUCAUAGCAUGAUUAAGAAGGAGAAUUUGUGGACGGGCUCUUAUUGGGAUGAGUUUGCAAGUCUUCCUGCUAUCAUUCCACAUGGACCAAUUGCUAUAUUAGGAUUGGGUGCUGGAACUGCAGCACGGUUGAUGCUCGAAUUAUGGCCUUCAUUGCACCUUAUCGGUUGGGAAAUUGAUGAGACGUUGAUUUAUAUGGCAAGGGAGUACUUUGGUCUAUCAAAUUUAGAGAAAUGCACCAAGUCUGGUGGCUCACUUUCUGUUCAAAUUGGGGAUGCUCUCUCUCCAUCUGCUACAGUUGAAGGAGGGUUCGCUGGUAAACUAAACUGUCUUAAGACACAUGCACAAUCUAUCGACAGUAUUAUCGUGGAUUUAUUUUCCGAUGGAAAGAUUUUACCUCAACUAGAGGAGGUUGAGACAUGGUUGGAAAUUGAGAAAAAGUUGAUGCCGCAUGGUCGGAUCAUGGUAAAUUGCGCUGGAAAAAAUGCUGAAGCAUCUAAUGAUGGAGAUAGAACAGCGCCUACUAAUGUUUUAGCCAUUACAUCUUGGAUGAAGAACUCUACAAUAAAGACACUUUGUCGUGCAUUUCCUGGAAAAGUAAGCUGGAAGAAAAUGGAAGGAGAGGAUAACUAUCUUGCGCUCACUGGUCCACCACCAGACUUGGACACUUGGUCAGCUGCCGUGCCGAGCCAGCUGAGCUUGAGUGCCAAACAGUGGAAACCUUGUGAACUGGACUGACGAUGCUUAUGUUCCCUUUCCCUGCACAAAAGGGCCUCCUAUUUGGUUCACAAUCUCCGUUAAUUUGAUCUUUUUGAUCCAUCCAACGGAAACUCUUAUUACUGAAGCAAUAUCUUUCAAUGUGACAAUCGCUAAAGCGGUGAUUGAUGAAGCGACAGCUUGCCUGCUGCGGCAGCUUGCUUCCAAAAACUGUGGAAUUACUAUCUAUGUUCACCUACUUCGGUCCAACAAAUUUUAAGCUGUGCACGUCCCUAUUUCAGCUCGGCAUUCUCUCUUAGUAAGUAUGCUUCACUGCACCCCUGUUUUCUCGUCAAAAUUUAAAACACAAAAGCGGUAUCAUUGUGAACUCACAAUUUUUAAUAAACACCAGACAAGGAAGUGAACACUGCAUUAUUCCAACAUGUGUUGGUUUUUACGAUUGUAUAUUUCUUGAACAUAAGGAAUCAUUGGCGUCUCUAUUUGGUUUUUACAAUUGUAUAUAUUGUUAUGCAGUUCAUAAAUCUUACGUUGUGAUUAAUUAGAUGCAGUUAUCAAUUCUUGUUCUCU
Messenger RNA from Ananas comosus (pineapple), 1675 nucleotides. RefSeq names its product probable polyamine aminopropyl transferase. The coding region runs from base 56 to 1129 and encodes 357 amino acids. Lineage: Eukaryota; Viridiplantae; Streptophyta; Magnoliopsida; Poales; Bromeliaceae. The transcript is spliced from 9 exons. The record is from RefSeq and is a predicted model, not a curated record.